Molecule: messenger RNA, 420 nt
Organism: Alternaria viburni
Lineage: Eukaryota; Fungi; Ascomycota; Dothideomycetes; Pleosporales; Pleosporaceae
Exons: 2
Coding region: 1-420 (139 amino acids)
Source: RefSeq, a predicted model, not a curated record
AUGUCUGGCCUCGGCAGCUCCCGCUGGUCUUCAAAGCCUACAUCAAAGUCGUCUGAAGGUGGAGGAAAGACUCCAGAAGAGCCCAAACACGUCGCCGUCCCGUCUUUUGGCUUCACCAUGCCGACUUUCACCAAGAAGGCUUCUCCGGCUGCGCGGUCUCAAGUCGUCUCUACAUCAUCUGAGGCCAAAUCGGUCGAAACAAAGCAGCCCGCAGUCAAGGUCGACGAAACUCCCAGCCAGGAUCUCGUCAAGGUCGAGACUGGUAAACCCCAGUCCAAGGUCACCGCCGCUAUCCAGGCGACUCGAGAUCAAAUGGCCAAGUUCAUGGGCCUACGUCGUCAAGAUCGCCCUUCCACGGCAAAUGCGACGAUUGGACGUGGUCCAAGCGCGUCGUACGGAGGAUAUAUCAGGAGGGGAUAG